AUGGUUGUAUCGACGAUACCCAUCUACCAUGGCAGAAUUGAGACUGUAGAGUUCUCCAGCUUCACUCGGCAAGUGUUGGGUGGGCGGUGGUUUUCUCUUUUUGCUUCGUUUCUUGUAAUGACAAGCGCCGGUGCGUUUUAUUUGUAUUCUCAUUUCUCCAAAGACAUUAAAGAAACGCUCAAAUGUGACCAAACAACACUCAACAAGAUUGGGUUUUACAAAGAUAUUGGAUCAAACAUCGACAUUUUCUCUGUUCUUCUUGUUGAAAUCGCGCCAUCUUGGAUCCUUCUCGUCAUUUGCUCUGCGGUUAACUUCAUUGGCUACUUCAAGAUAUGGCAAGGCGUCGUUGGAAAAAUUGUGCAACCAUCUGUUGAGUACUUUUGCUUUUACAUGGCCAUGGGGGGAAACUCUCAAAUUUUAGCCAAUUCAGUGGUGCUAGUGACAUGUGUGAGGAACUUCCCGGAAAGAAGAGGGGUGAUAUUGGGGCUUUUAAAGGGCUUCUUAGGCCUAGGAGCGGCUGUACUGUCCCAAAUUUACCUAGCCAUUUAUGGUCAUGAUACCAAAUCUCUGAUUCUGUUCAUUGCGUGGUUUCCAUCCUUGAUUACUCUGAUUUUUGCCUUUUCAAUCAAGGAAGUGAAAAUUGUGAAACACCCACAUGAGUUCAGAGUUUUCGUUCAGUUUCUAUGCAUCACCCUCAUUUUAGCUAUAUUUCUCAUAGUGUUAACCAUCAUUCAAAGAAUAGUUGAAUUUGAUCAAUCAGCACACAUAUUAGUGAUGAUUGCAAUCAUGGGUUUGCUAAUUCUUCCAUUGUUCAUAGCCAUUAGAGAAGAAAUGGUUCAUUGGAAUCUUAACAAAAUGACCAAAUUUGAAAAAUGCCAAACAUCAGCCUCUAUAAUUUCAUAUUCCUCUUCCACAUUACAACAUUCAAGAAAUUCAUAUCUUUCAAACAUUUUCAACAAACCCGAAAGAGGAGAUGAUUACACAAUUCUUCAAGGAAUUUUCAGCAUUGACAUGCUCCUCAUAUGCCUUACAAUGUCAAUUGGUAUCGGCUCAAGCCUUACAGCCAUGGACAACCUCGGCCAAAUCGGAGAAUCCCAAGGAUACUCAGCUCAAUCUAUCAAUGCAAUAGUCUCCAUCAUCAGCAUUUUUAACUUCAUUGGAAGAAUCUUUUCCGGGUUCGUUUCAGAAAUCUUGCUCGAACAAUACAAAUUUCCCCGACCCUUGAUGCUGACACUAACCCUUUUGGUGUCGUGCAUUGGUUACUUAUUGGUGGCCUUCCCCUUUUAUAAUUCACUCUACAUUGCAUCAAUCUUAAUUGGGUUUGCUUUUGGGUCUCAAGUUCUAUUGGAUAUCACCAUAAUUUCAGAGAUUUUUGGUCUUAAACAUUACGCUAUAUUUUAUAACAUUGCGCAACUCUCUUGCCCAAUUGGGACUUAUGUUCUAAACGUGUUGGUGGCUGGGAAACUCUACGACAAGGAAGUGAAGACAUGGAUUGCUUCAAGUGAAUAUAAAUGCCAUGGGGAACAGUGUUACAGAGAUUCUUUCACGAUUUUGACUGGGAUGUCGUUGUUGGGAGCUGCAAUAUCUUUGAUUUUGGUGAAGAGAACGAGGGAGUUUUAUAGAGGGGAUAUAUACCAGAAGUUUAGGGAAGAUAUGGAUUCUUUGAGGGAGGAAGUGGAACUUUACUCUCUUGAUGAGAGGCAGAAUGAAGCUGAAAGCAUACAUGUUCAUAAAGAAGUUACCAUUUUCAAGAAAUGA
Messenger RNA from Cucurbita pepo subsp. pepo (vegetable marrow), 1758 nucleotides. RefSeq names its product protein NUCLEAR FUSION DEFECTIVE 4-like. NCBI's taxonomy places the organism in Eukaryota, Viridiplantae, Streptophyta, Magnoliopsida, Cucurbitales, Cucurbitaceae. The record is from RefSeq and is a predicted model, not a curated record. Gene Ontology annotation, cellular component: membrane.